AUGAAAUAUUCUCAAUGCACGAUUCAGAGAAGGCUGAUUGCUAACCUCAGAACCCUCACGUACUUCAAUAAAUUGACUAUUGAAGAUAGUGUACGAAAAGAACUAGAAUAUUCCAACAACGAAUUAGAAAAGCUUACCAUAUUCAAUAAUAAAUUGGGAUUCGAAUACAUUACUAGUAAAAUCUCACCGGAUACAACUUUAUUCACUUCAUCGAGUCUAGGGGCUGGCUAUCGUUCUUUAGUGAAUGACCCAUUGGAUGUUGAAAAAGUCUUAAGAGAUGUAGUAUCAUGCGGACCGGGUUAUGUUGGCCCUUACUUUACUCUUAUUAUGACUGGUGUGUUGUUUGGUACAAGGUGGACCAUAGCUCUAUACCGGACCCAUCUCUUUUUUGCCCCAACAUAG
Messenger RNA from Capsicum annuum, 402 nucleotides. The record is from the annotation of a RefSeq genome assembly. NCBI's taxonomy places the organism in Eukaryota, Viridiplantae, Streptophyta, Magnoliopsida, Solanales, Solanaceae.